UUCAUUGAUUUUGGUGUUUGUGGUAGAAACAUGGGUAGCACCAGUGAAGAGAAUAUUAUGGAUGGUGAGAUUGUUCCUUCUUCACUUGCCGUUGUCGUGCCUAUUCUUAGAGCUGCCAUUGAUAUUGAAGUGGAGAAUCCUAGAGUUGCCUAUCUUUGUCGCUGGUAUGCAGUUGAGAAGGCUCAUACAAUUGAUCCAACAUCAAGUGGCCAUGGCGUCCGACAAUUCAAGACUAAUCUGCUGCGCAAGCUCGAAAGGGAAGAGGAGAUAACACAGAAACAUACUAACAGAACUGAUGUCCGAGAGCUACUGAGUUACUACCAAACUUUCUACGAGACUAGAAUCAGGGAUGGUGAAUUUACUAAAGAACCGGAGGAGAUGGUUACGAAUGUUCAGAUUGCUACUGUCUUGUAUGAAGUACUGAAGACUAUUCUAGCUCAUCGAACUAUCGAUGAGAAGACAAAAAAAUAUGCUGCGGAUGUUGAGAAUAAGAAGGGACAGUAUGAGCAUUAUAUAUGCAGCUCCUCUUGUUCAGAUGAUAAACUUAGAGGUCCAGGAAGCUACCAAAGCGAUGAUGUAGUACCAGAUGAGAGUCCUCUUGUGGCAUGCAUUAGUGAACCAUCUGAGGAAAAGAUUGAUAAUGCUUUGAAGGAACUAUCUAAAUCUCAAGGGUGAUGAUUGGAUGAUGUGUAAUUUUCUUAUACUUUGCUUGAUUACAUUUUGCAAAAAGAAACUAAAUUUGUACUAUGCAUAUUACUUUUCAUAACAUGAAGCACAGAAUCUGAUAAAGUUAUAUACUUAGUUUUAUUGUGAUAAAAUGCUUUUGGUUAUUAGGAUAAUCAUAACCAAGUUCAAGUUGUAUAAACUGCUAAAUGCUUUUUUGAGGUUUAGUAUGAUUAAAGAAUCUCUGAUGAGAUUGGAAGCA
Molecule: messenger RNA, 925 nt
Organism: Vicia villosa (hairy vetch)
Lineage: Eukaryota; Viridiplantae; Streptophyta; Magnoliopsida; Fabales; Fabaceae
Product: callose synthase 7-like
Exons: 5
Coding region: 31-675 (214 amino acids)
Biological process (GO): late endosome to vacuole transport via multivesicular body sorting pathway
Cellular component (GO): multivesicular body
Source: RefSeq, a predicted model, not a curated record